Molecule: messenger RNA, 4035 nt
Organism: Mandrillus leucophaeus (drill)
Lineage: Eukaryota; Metazoa; Chordata; Mammalia; Primates; Cercopithecidae
Gene: ANKEF1
Product: ankyrin repeat and EF-hand domain containing 1
Exons: 11
Coding region: 1186-2949 (587 amino acids)
Molecular function (GO): calcium ion binding; protein binding
Source: RefSeq, a predicted model, not a curated record
ACGCCCAGCGCAGCUCCGCCGUCCAGCCUAGGCCGGCCACCUGGCGGCGAAAUGAGGCGCGCGGAGCGGGGGCGGUGGCGGAGGCGGUGGCGGAGGCGGAGGCGGAGGCGGAGGCGGAGGCGGAGGCGGAGGCGGAGGCGGAGGCGAAGGCGAGCCCCGCCCCACCGCGCACGCUGUGGUUGCCCUGGCAGCCGCCCAGUGCGUGGCCGAAGCUCACAAUCAGCCCUGUCCCUGCGGCUCCCACCCCGUCUCCUGCGCUCACCUGCUCGCGCGCUCGCCCUCUGGGGACCCGGGGCCCAUGGACAUACACACCCAGUCCUGCUGUCCCACGCGCCAGCUCUCCAGCCUUAACCAAAGGGACACAAUUCACGCCUGGGCGCCUCCGCCGGCUCCGGGAGCCCAAGGUCGCGGCUGGGCCAGCGCUGACCAUCAGAGGAAGAGAGCAGGAGGCUCCCCAGUCGCCCCAGCAGGCCCAGGCGCAUAGGUGCCCAGAGAUCCCUGGCUUCUGAUCGCCCGGACGACUAAGAGUUUUACUCUUGGUCCAGAAAGCAUUUUCAAGGAGCUGGUCAAGCAUGGCUUUAGUAGAUAAGAGACUUGAGAACUUACAGAUCUACAAAGUUCUUCAAUGUGUGCGGAACAAAGACAAGAAGCAGAUAGAGAAGCUGACCAAGCUUGGAUACCCUGAACUAAUCAAUUAUACAGACCCCAUUAAUGGACUUAGUGCUUUGCACUUAGCCUCAGUUUCCAAUGAUAUUGAUAUGGUCAGCUUUCUCCUUGACCUUGGUGCUCACCCUGAUGUGCAAGACCGAAUGGGCUGUACUCCUACAAUGAGGGCUGCAGAACUGGGCCAUGAAUUGUCAAUGGAAAUAUUAGCAAAGGCAAAGGCUGAUAUGACUAUAGUUGAUAAUGAAGGAAAAGGAAUGUGUCCUCAGUCCUCAAUGCAGUCUGCCAGUUCUAUGAUAAGGUGUUUUGUUUUACUGCAUUUUACCAACUAAGCGGCAUUAUCGCUGUGCUCUGAUCGCCCUUGAACAUGGUGCAGAUGUCAACAAUUCUACCUAUGAAGGAAAGCCAAUAUUCCUUAGAGCUUGUGAAGAUGCACAUGAUGUUAAAGAUGUGUGCCUGGUAUUUUUGGAAAAAGGAGCCAAUCCCAAUGCAAUCAACUCAUCCACAGGCCGCACAGCUUUAAUGGAAGCGUCAAGAGAAGGAGUAGUGGAAUUAGUUCGAGGCAUACUGGAAAGAGGAGGUGAAGUGAAUACAUUUGACAACGACAGGCAUCAUGCUGCUCAUUUUGCUGCUAAAGGAGGCUUUUUCGAUAUAUUGAAGCUUCUUUUUGCCUACAAUGGAGACGUGGGGCUGAUUUCUUUAAGUGGGAACACACCACUUCAUUACGCUGCCAUGGGUGGUUUUGCAGAUUGCUGUAAAUAUAUAGCUCAGCGAGGAUGUGACCUGAAAUGGAAGAAUUUAGAUCAUAAAACGCCCAGGGCUGUGGCUAAGGAAGGCGGCUUCAAAGCAGCAAGCAAAGAAAUACGCCGAGCAGAGAGAAUCGCCAAUAGACUAGCCAGGCCGGGAGCCAAAAAUCCAAAUCCUCUGUGGGCCCUUAGACUGCACGAUUGGUCCGUAGAACGUGAGGCUUUCCUCCGGGAAGCCUUUUCGGUUUUAGACAGGGGUGAUGGGACCAUCAGCAAGAAUGACUUCGUGAUGGUGUUGGAGGAAAGGCAAGAGUAUGCGAGCUCAGAACAGCUGACUGCCAUCGCUCAACUUCAUGAGAAAACUCGGGGAGGAGGGGUCAAUAUUAAUGAAUUCUUUAAAGGAACCAGAUAUUUAAACAAGUCUUUUGUAUUAGGAUCUUAUGGACCUAAGAAAAAGAAAAAAGGGAUGGGUAAAAAAGGAAAGAGAGGGAAAUUUGUCUUACCCCUUCCAAUUUGCGUCAUUCCUGAGUACGUGUUUCCACGCCGGCAGGAUGGUGGGCCACCGUAUUACAUGAUUGAGACCUACAGGAAUGUCACUGAUAGCAGCCGGUUUAACAGAGAUCAUCCCCCAGAACAUCCCAUUCAAGAUGACUCUGCUUGGUACAUUGAUGAUUCAGAGAAAGUAUUUUCAAACAUUAAUAUUAUCACCAAAGCAGGGGAUCUGGCUUCUCUGAAAAAGGCCUUUGAGUCAGGAAUACCUGUGGAUAUGAAGGAUAAUUAUUACAAAACUCCGCUAAUGACAGCGUGUGCAAGUGGAAACAUAGAUGCGGUCAAGUUUCUUCUUGAAAAAGGAGCUAACGUUAAUGCAACAGAUAAUUUUCUGUGGACUCCACUUCAUUUUGCAUGCCAUGCAGGCCAACAAGACAUUGUUGAGCUUCUUGUUGAAUCUGGAGCUUUCAUAGACGCAGUUUCAAUCAACAACUCAACUCCUUUAAAUAGAGCCAUUGAAAGCUGCAGACUGGAUACUGUAAAAUACCUACUUGAUAUUGGUGCUAAAUUCCAGCUGGAAAAUAGAAAAGGGCAUACUGCCAUGGACGUUGCAAAGGCAUAUGCUGAUUAUAGAAUAAUUGGUAUGAUUAAAGAAAAGCUAGAUAACUUGCCAAAACCAGCAGAAAAUCAAAAACUAAAAGGCAAGACACCUCCUAUACUGAAGACUGAAGGCCCUGAAAUUAAGAAAGAAGAGGAACCACUGUCAUCAAUUUAUGGUGUACCAACCACAUCGAAGGGAAAGAAAGUACGGAAGGAUAAUGUGGUUCAUCUCAAUUCAUUGAUUACCAGUGGUUAUACUAAGAAAGUGGAUAUCACAUUUAUUCCACGGAGGAUUUGGAGUCCUGAAGCCACAACAGCAGAGCUGAUCAGGAAGAGGGAACUACGGCGAGAGAGGUUUACACAUGAGGUGGACUUCGAAGAUUUUAUGAUGCCUUUUCAGAAGAACAUCACAGAGAAAGCUCGAGCACUGGAAGCUGCCUUGAAGACCUAAGUUAUAGCAGUUACUUCUUGGGGUAAAUGCUUUGAGGCCCAGGGACCAAUCUUUGAAGAAAGUAGAUAUUUCCAUCAAAGCCAAAGCAAUCCAUACACCAAGAACUUCUUACCAAAUGUUUCGUUUUGCUUUAACAACUAUAAAUAUUCUGAGCUGUCUAGAGAAAAGAUGUAUGUGAUUUUGAAAUGAAUGGUAUGUCAUUCUGGAUAAAUCCCCAAGUCCCUUUAUGAAUGUAGUGAAGUACAUGGCAUGUGGGUUAUAAACAUUGCUGUCAAAAGAUUUACCAGGUCUGCAUCAUCAUGCUUAUUAUUUUUUUAAUUGUCUCUUUUUUUCAUUAAAUAGAGACAGAGUCUCACUAUAUUGCCCCAGCUGGUCUCAAACUCUUGAGUUCAAGCAAUCCUCCCAACUUGGCUGUCCAAAGUGCUGGGAUUAUAGGCAUGAGCUACUGUACUCAGCCUGUUUAUUGAAGAUACUUUUCUAGUGGAAAUUGAUGAAAACAAUUUAGGUUUUGGAAAAAGAAGUAAUAUUUAAUCUUUUAAGGAAGGAGCUUAUUUCUCACAUGCCAUUAUAAACUGUGUGCAUUAGAUACCUUGGGUUGAAUACACUUUUAACAGCCCUAGCUGUUAAAAACCCUAACCCUAGAUAUAUAGGCCUAGCCCUAAAUAGAUAGCUAUUCGGUUGGUGCAAAAGUAAUUGAGGUUUUUGCCAUGACCUUUAAUUGCGGCAAAAACUGCAGUUACUUUUGCUCCAACCUGAUAGCUAGGUAGCUAGCUAGCUAGAAAGACAGAUAGACAGAUAUAUAGAUGAUUGAUAGAUAGAUAGAUAGAUAGAUAGAUAGAUAGAUAGAUAGAUAGAUAGAUAAGAUUUAUUGCAAAUAAUUGGUUUACAUAAUUUUGGGCACCAGAUGGUCAAGUGCUAAAUUUAUAGGGUAGGCUAUCAGGAAGUGCAGGCUUGAAACAUGCAGGAGCUGUCCCUGAAGUCUACAAGUGGAAUUUCUUCUUCAUCAUGCAAACCUCAGUUUUGUUCAUAUACCUAAAUACUUCAGUAUGUCUUUCCUAACAUAAAAGGCAUCCAUUUACCUAACCA